Molecule: messenger RNA, 3094 nt
Organism: Carassius auratus (goldfish)
Lineage: Eukaryota; Metazoa; Chordata; Actinopteri; Cypriniformes; Cyprinidae
Product: immunoglobulin superfamily member 21
Exons: 10
Coding region: 656-2080 (474 amino acids)
Biological process (GO): heterophilic cell-cell adhesion; homophilic cell-cell adhesion
Cellular component (GO): adherens junction
Source: RefSeq, a predicted model, not a curated record
AGAAAAUAUGAGAGAAACUGCUGAGAGAGACAGAGGAAAAAAAUAACCCAGUUUCUGUGGAAAAAUGUCUGACCUGCUCCUCUAUGAUCACAAUAUACUGAGAGGUAUCUAUCAGUGUCAUGUACCCUUUUAUAUUGUGUAUUUGUGUGAGCGCCAAAAACUGACAAUCCAUAUAGAAGUCUCUCUAUAGUCUAGCACUUAAUUAAUAAUUAAUUAAUAAUUAUUGUAUAUUAGUAAACCACAUAUUUCAUCACUUAAAAAUGUCCCCAUCCAUACAAUAAAUUUUACAAUUUUAGAGUAAACACAGAAGUGUUUUAUACUAACCUUAAUAUGUAAAUAACGUAGCAUUAAGUGUUUCUCCCUGGGCAGUCGUUGGCUCCGAGUGCUCGGGGUUACUGAGCGAGUGUGAGUUAAUGACUGCGCGCGCACGAGAGAAUGAAUUCAUUCAAAUCUGUUGCUCUGGUGAAUCUGCGCGCGAGAGAUGCUGCUGCUGCUGCUGCUGCUCCCUUAGAAGGACACCAUGAGAAAUCACAAGCAGAAUCGCGACGAGUUACUCAGUAUUUCAGCUUUGUACGGAGGAUGACAUUGACAUAAUAUUAAGAUGGAAUACUGACACUCUUGCGGCAUUGACUGAUAUUAAAAUAACGCAAAAGAGAUGAGUAUAAGUAUAAUUACUUUAUCUUUGCUCCUGUGUGCUGACCUGCUGGAUUUCGUUAUAGGUUAUUUAACAGUCACCAUUGAGCCUCUCCCUCCUGUGGUUAUGGGGGACACAGUGACUUUGAAGUGCAAUUUCAGGACCGAUGGCAACUUACGAGAGAUUGUGUGGUUUCGGGUGACGGAAGGUGGAACAUCAAAACAGAAAAUUUUCACCUACGACGCCAUGUACAACACCAAUUUUUCUCACAUGGAGGACUUCCGCAGACGAGAGGACCUUGUUUACCAGUCAACUGUCAGGCUCCCUGAGGUCCAGAUGGAAGAUGAUGGACCAUAUGAAUGCCACGUGGGGAUCUAUGACAGGAUAUCUAGAGAGAAGGUGGUCUUGGCAUCUGGGAGUAUCACUCUUAAUGUCAUGUCUCCACCAAAAUCAAUAUCUGUUGAGGCAGCAAAUCAGCCAGCUCGAUUCAGUCGCUACGAGGCUCAAAAUUUCACGCUUGUUUGCAUUGUAACUGGAGGAAAACCUGCCCCGGUGGUGUACUUCAAGAGGGAUGGAGAACUUAUAGAAGUCCAUCCUUUCACGUCUGCUGAGAAAGUGGAAAACAGAGGCUUGCUCGCUGCCCUAGAUAACCAGCCGCUUGUGAGUCGAGAACUGGAUGAUACAAAAGUUCAGAAGUCUCUUUCUUUCCUGGACCCUCACAGCGAGCCGGUGCGUCUGGAUAAGGACCGGCCCCAGCGCAGUUACACAUCUGGAGCCCCUGGUCAAGAGGAAGCCAGUCCCACCACAGAGGUCAUCCCAGAGACUGUGAUCAGCCGAGAGUUUCCCCGCUGGGUGCUGAGCUCAAGCCCGAUGUAUUACUUCAACCAUACACAGUCUGAGCUUCAUGACGGUACUUUGGAGGUCCAAGCCAUGCUGACAUGGCACUUGAACCCACAGCUGGACAAUGAGGCUCUGUUCACCUGUGAAGUCAAGCACCCUGCUCUUUCCAUGCCCAUGAAGGCAGAGGUUACGCUCUCUGCUCCAAAAGGCCCGAAACUCUCUGUGGCACCAAGCAGAGCAAAAGUGGGAGACACGGUUCGCAUCAAAGUGGAGGGAUUCCAAAUGGGGCCCAAAGCGAAUAAAGUGUUUCCAGAGCCUCUUUUCACAUGGACACGUGUGGGAGGACCUCUGCUGGAUGGAAGUGAAGAGAGAUUUGGGAAAGUACUGGUUCUGGAGAGAGUCCCAGCUGAGCUCAACGGAUCCAUGUAUCGCUGCACAGUCCAAAACCCACUGGGAUCUACCAACACUCACACCCGCCUCAUAGUAUUUGAAAAUCCCAGGAUCAAGAAGGAGACUAAACAACUGAAGUUUGGCGACUCUGCUGGAGACAUGCUUGGGCCCUCACUGAUGUUGCUGCUGUUGUCAUUGACUCUGGAGUUAACAUGAGCACUAUGGGAUGCGCUUUCCAUUAGUAACCCUCUCUGAUACUCUGUCAGCUCCUCUGCCAUCUCUGUCGCUGUCCAGAAGCUACGCUAUAAUCCAGGACUGAGACUGCUGCAGAGAAAUAUGUGCUCAGAAUGAGAACGAUAAGCUCAACCCACCCUGACCACCCCAACCAUGUGACAACGAUUCAGCUCAGUUUGUUCCGCACCUGUUUUGGCACAAUACACUGACAUAUUCAUGCUUUGACUUCAUAAACUCUACAUUGUAUUUGUGCACAGCUGUGUUGCAGAAAAGGAUUAGAGAGAAGUGGAAUGGGACGGCCCAUAUAGCCUACAGAUAAUCCUGGACAUACAUUACAGCUUUCAUCAUUCUAAACAGCUUAUUGUAAUGUCAUUUCAUUAAUGUUGUUCUUUAUAUCCCAGCUGUUGAGUGCAAAAUCACUUACUUGACUUCAUGGUUCAAGCUAUUGAAUGUUGAGAAUGAGAUUCACCUACUGCAUAUGACCUCUAGAUGACGGUAUAGAUCUUCAGACAUGAUACCUUUUUUAUGCAUUAAAUGUCCAUAGCCUCUUCUGGCUGGUGUGCACUGAGAAGUUCCUCAAGCAGUGAUGUAAAGCAUUAAUAGCGCAACCUCAUUAUCUCUGCAUCUUUGAUACAGAGAAUUUAAUUUCUUUCUUUUGUAUGAACAAAAUGUCAAUGUUGGCGUGACGGAGAACGUUCCCUGUUAGCUGUGGAACUCGAGUUUUCCGAGUUCUUGCUACUGAGAUUAACUAUUUAAUGAAAUUUAAUUUUUGCAUGAAAACGUAUGAGGAUGUUGGAAAGUUGGAUGACAAAACAGAUACACAUUCCUCAUCUCACAGAAGUUUUACACGAUGAGCCCCUUCGAGUCUUUAACAGUGAUCAUCAUGACUUAUUCACGCACAAUGAGAGGAUAACAGUGUAGCAUAAAUUAUAAAUAAAUAUUUCACUAAUUAUUUCUCUCAAUCUUCGUACGAUACUUGAGUUCUGUCCCGCCUCU